AACCUGAAGUUUCUGGAAGCCAAAUUGAACCUAAAGAUUUAUUUUUUCAAUGUGGUCAAGCUUUUUCCUCUCUUAAUACUUUCAAAUACAUCGCUGACCAAUAUUCAGGAUCAAAUGGAUUUAAGGUUAUAUAUUACAAAGGUGGUAAUCGUAGUAAUGAUCCUAACAAAAAAGCGAGAAAUGUUGAAUCAAAAAAAUGUAGUUGUCCGUGGUCUAUUCGCCUUAAUCACAACCAAGAUGAUGAUAAAUAUUAUAUUUCACAGGCUAUACUUCACCACAACUAUUCUUUGAUUCCAGUACAGCUUAUGCGUAUUUUGCCUUCAAAUCGUGAAAUACCGGAAGAUAUCAGAGAAGAAAUUCUGCUUUCAAAAAAAGUAGGUAUUUCAGUGUUACAAAUCCAGUCAUUAUUGGUUAUGAAGUAUGGACCAGCUACAAAAAAGUGGAUGAUUCGAGAUAUAUACAAUUUAAUCAGUAGUGAUUGUAUGUUACGUAAUGAAUUCCAGGCUCAUGACUUUCUCCUUCUUCUUCAGCAAAAACAUAGAGAUAACCCUGAGUUUUCCUUUGAGUUUGAAUUAAACUGUGAUAAUCGUUUAAAGCAUUGUAACUAUUUUUCAAUGCCUUUUGGGGUUUUUACUGGUGUCACUAAUAAUGGGCUUUCUUACUGUGUUGCUGGUGCUUUACUUCGUGAUGAGACCCCCUUUAUUCGUAUUUUUGGUACUGUACCACGAACAAUUCUUACUGACAAUGAUCUUUCAAUGUCUGAUGCUAUACGUUCUAUUCUGAUGAAUAAGCACAGCACAAAACAUGGUUUAUGUAUAUGGCAUAUGCUCAAAAACAUUAGGUCAAAUAUGACCUCCAAGCUUGGUUCAAAAUAUAGUGAAUUUCAUACUGAUCUUGUUAAAUAUCUUAAUCAUUGCAUUGAUCAAAACUAUUUUUUUGCCGAUAUAUCAUCAACACAAAGAGGAGAAUCAAUGAAUAAGCUGUUAAAAGGCUUUCUUGAUCGCAAAUCUAUGCUUUCUGAUUUUUUGGCUGCUUUUGAGAGAGCAUUUGAUACACGUGAGGAGGCUAAACAUGUAUCCAAAAAAUUUGCAGCCAAAUGGAGUGCUAAAGAUGCAUAUAGAUAUGAGGAAAUAACUAAAGAUGAUGAUUUGUGUCAUUUUAAACUGUCUCGCUAUGAAAAACCUGACAAUAUACGUUGGCUUGAUUCUGUUUAUUUUCCAAAGCGUUGGCAAAAAGAUCUAUCUGAAUUGGAGCUUGCAAAGGACUAUAUAAAUUUUUAUAGCAAUGCUCAAUCACAAACUCCGGAAACUCCAACAUUACAUGAAUCAUCCAGUGAAAGUACCUCUCAAUUACGGUAUAUGCGUAUUCAUCGAUUGUCAGAAGAAAUUGUAAAUAAAAUUGCAACAGAUCCUAACAAAUGUGCUGAUUUUAUGUCAUAUCUUGAAAAAUAUUUGAAAGAAUUAUAUACUACUUCUAGUAAUGUUUUAGGUCCAAACUGUAUGUCACAUUCUAGUGAGAACAUAUUAUCAUUCUCAAAACAUCCGAUAGUUAGCAACCCAAUAAAGAGCAAGGCUGUUGGAAGACCAAAAAAAGGAAGGAUUGAAACAAGAAAGCGUGAUUGGAAACCAAAUCAAGAAUUUGAAAUAUUUAUGAAAACGCCCUAG
Scutellospora calospora is the source of this 1664-nucleotide messenger RNA. The record is from the annotation of a GenBank genome assembly. NCBI's taxonomy places the organism in Eukaryota, Fungi, Glomeromycota, Glomeromycetes, Diversisporales, Gigasporaceae.